ACAAUCGCCGAUUUGUGGGAACUCUACGGCAAUCUCUCGAAUCCGUUAUCACUUGUGGUGAAGCAUCUGUUGGCCAGAAGUCUAUGUCUGAUAGCAUUACCGCUAAUACUUUAUAUGACAUUCUUUUGGAUUCAUCUGAAAGUGUUAUAUAAGUCGGGAAACGGCGACGGAUUCUUCAGUUCAGCCUUUCAGUCACAACUUGAGGGCAAUUCUCUAUACAACGCAUCGAUGCCUCGAUAUAUUGCUUACGGCGCUGUCGUCACACUGAAGAACCAUCGGACAGGCGGUGGAUAUCUUCACUCUCAUUGGCAUCUCUAUCCCGAGACUGUGGGCGCAAAACAACAACAGGUGACCACAUAUUCACAUAAAGACGACAACAAUAAGUGGCGAAUCAAGAAAUACGAUAAGGAGUCCAAUGCCGACGACGGAGACAUUGAGUUCGUUAAAAACGGGGAUCUGAUCCGUUUGGAACAUUUGGUCACCACUCGCAACCUUCACAGCCAUAAAGAGUUAGCGCCCGUCACUAAGAAACACUUCCAGGUGACCUGUUAUGGUGACAAUGGGACGGGAGAUGCGAACGAUGUGUUCAAAAUCGAGAUAACGGGCGGUCGAGAGGAACAGAUGGUGGAAACGGUGACGAGUAAAGUAAAACUGGUUCACUAUUUGAUGAAUUGUGCGCUUCAUUCGCAUUCAAAACAACUGCCGAAAUGGGGUUUCGAGCAAAUGGAGGUCUCGUGCUCUCCGAACCUCUUGAACGCCAACAUCUUCUGGAACUUCGAAGACAAUCACUUCCCGCGUCUGCCAAACGUGAGCUUUGAAGUGUAC
Messenger RNA from Medioppia subpectinata, 825 nucleotides. The record is from the annotation of a GenBank genome assembly. NCBI's taxonomy places the organism in Eukaryota, Metazoa, Arthropoda, Arachnida, Sarcoptiformes, Oppiidae.